AUGGGUCUGGAAGUCAGGAGAACACUUGACGAUUCCCUGAGUUGUUCGGCAUCAGAUGUCGAGAUUGCCGGAAGUCCAUCGUCCAGUCUGUCCAUGCCCAAGGCCUCUCGAGAUAAUGUGGAUGCAGAUCUAUCAGGCAUCGAGAAAUUAUCCGAUCUUGCAGCAGAAUUGACAGGGGAGACGUUGACUGUCAGUAGUCCCAUUCCUUCCCCCGAGAUGGGAUUCAUGGACUUGGAGGAAUCACGAGCAUUGCAUACCCUUAGUUCGAUGACUGGGCCUAUAGACCAAUCGACGCCAAGGAAGAGUCGAAGGAUGAGGAGUGAUUACCGCUUCGAAUGCUGCAUUGGGAUGAUGGCUACAAGAGACCUAAUAGACACAGAAUGCGAAAUGGAGGAGAUGUCGGCCAAGGAAAAGGAGACAUUCUUGGCUCUUCCCAAACGCAUCAGGACUGCCCCCAAAGUGGAAGUUGCAGAGGCCUGGAUGACUAACUUUCUGCGAUGGCACGGACAGCAUUCACCCUGCUCUACAAAGAUGAUCUACGUUCAAGGAUACAACGCGAAGGAGCUCCAUCAGCUGAUGAUAUGCAGUCUCUCCAAAGGCAUCCCUAAGGAAAACCUCCUGCAUUACACGUCGUUCACAGUGCUUCUGAAGAAAAUGAAAGUCUCUUUCGGAAAGCCCAAUGCUUUUCCAAGUUGCAGUACGUGUACUAGCUUGAAGGACAGGAAAAUGUCGAGAGAGGGAAGAAAGAAAGCACAUCGUCUCCACCAAGAACAUUUGAGAAUUGCCAAAAUUCAGCGCCUUACCUAUCAAAGGCACAGACUCAUGGCUCUUGAAGGUGAGGACUGGAUGACAAUUGUUGUGGAUGGUAUGGAUCAAAAGAAAACCAGUGUUCCCCGUUUUGCAAGGGAAGAUAAGAACACAAUCAACCUCCCAAUUAUCAACACCCAUAUCACAGGUACAUACCCAUUUCUGUCCACUGUCAUUGCUUUCUGGAUAGGGAUCAUGGCGUACACUGAAGAAGGCAUCCGAGAAUUCGCCUACGUGGAUAUGGGCCAAUUUCCACAUGACUCCAACCUUACCGCCGAAAGAAACGUAUCAGCGGAAGAGCAGUUGAUAGGUGUGGAGCGCACAGAUUAUCGGGCCAGAGCUCCUCCAAAUCCCAAUGAAAAUGCUGCUCUUUGCGAAACGAUGGGGCAGAAUUUUGAAAGGAAGAGUGGAACUCACUUUCAGUGGAUCAAACCUUGGGACUUCGCCUGCCUUGCCUCUUGCAAUGAUGAUCGGCAACUGACUCCCCAUGUCCUCUCCUUCUUCCAAGAUUUUCCUCUUGAGUGUGUCCUUGGCUUUCUCGGAGAAGGACCUCGCUGCAGCUGGGCUCAUCUCGAUAUCCCUCAAGGGGAUAUCAUGAGUUCCUAUAAUGAAUUCAGCGCCAUACCUAUCAAAGGCACAGACUCAUGGCUCUUGAAGUCCACUGUCAUUGCUUUCUGGAUAGGGAUCAUGGCGUACACUGAAGAAGGCAUCCGAGAAUUCGCCUACGUGGAUAUGGGCCAAUUUCCACAUGACUCCAACCUUACCGCCGAAGUCAUUCUCCGAUCAUUACUCCACUUGAGAAGGAACAUGAAGAGCAAGCUACUGAUCCAAAUGGAUAAUUGCUGUCGGGAAAACAAGAACAAGUACAUCCUCGCUCUAGCGCAUGUUCUUGUGGAUUUGGACAUCUUUGAGGAGUUAUCCUAUUCACAUGGAAUAAUUCAGCGCCUUACCUAUCAAAGGCACAGACUCAUGGCUCUUGAAGGUGAGGACUGGAUGACAAUUGUUGUGGAUGGUAUGGAUCAAAAGAAAACCAGUGUUCCCCGUUUUGCAAGGGAAGAUAAGAACACAAUCAACCUCCCAAUUAUCAACACCCAUAUCACAGGUACAUACCCAUUUCUGUCCACUGUCAUUGCUUUCUGGAUAGGGAUCAUGGCGUACACUGAAGAAGGCAUCCGAGAAUUCGCCUACGUGGAUAUGGGCCAAUUUCCACAUGACUCCAACCUUACCGCCGAAGUCAUUCUCCGAUCAUUACUCCACUUGAGAAGGAACAUGAAGACCAAGCUACUGAUCCAAAUGGAUAAUUGCUGUCGGGAAAACAAGAACAAGUACAUCCUCGCUCUAGCGCAUGUUCUUGUGGAUUUGGACAUCUUUGAGGAGAUUGUUUUCAACUUUCAUCCUGUUGGCCAUACCCACGAGGACAUAGAUCAGUUGUUCAGCACCAUCAGUCAACAUCUGCAAUUUAAGGACUUGUGCUUGCUGGAAGGGAUCAUGGCGUACACUGAAGAAGGCAUCCGAGAAUUCGCCUACGUGGAUAUGGGCCAAUUUCCACAUGACUCCAACCUUACCGCCGAAGUCAUUCUCCGAUCAUUACUCCACUUGAGAAGGAACAUGAAGACCAAGCUACUGAUCCAAAUGGAUAAUUGCUGUCGGGAAAACAAGAACAAGUACAUCCUCGCUCUAGCGCAUGUUCUUGUGGAUUUGGACAUCUUUGAGGAGAUUGUUUUCAACUUUCAUCCUGUUGGCCAUACCCACGAGGACAUAGAUCAGUUGUUCAGCACCAUCAGUCAACAUCUGCAAUAUAAGGACUUGUGCUUGCUGGAAGAUCUUUUGAGAUGUCUGAGGGAAAUCAAAAGGAGUGGGAGGAAGGAAGGUCUACACGUUGAAGAAAUAGAACUGGUCCAUGACUUCAAGAGCGUUGUCCAGUUCAACCUCCCGCGAUUCUUCAAAGGACACAAGGACCCCCUUGGAUUCCGCUUCCGGAAGUUCAGGGAAGAAACGCAAAUGCAUGUUCGCAUGCAUGCAGAAGAAGGAUGGGUUCCUAACGAGGAAGACUGCCAAUACCCAAAGGAACAUCUUGGCACUGCUCUCGGCUUCUUGAAGUUCAGGGAAGAAACGCGAAUGCAUGUUCGCAUGCAUGCAGAAGAAGGAGGGGUUCCUAACGAGGAAGACUGCCAAUACGCAAAGGAACAUCUUGGCACUGCUCUCGGCUUCUUGUGUAUCCAGGAACAACGGGGACUUUGGGAGAGGGCGAGGCUGGAAGAAGUGAAGAAGUACAUCAGUCACUACUUCCCAAGAAUGCCCCAGGAGAAGGUCGAUGCAUGGAAAGAAUUCUCUCCGGGGGAAUGUCAACAGAGAGCUACCUCAUACCUGGGUCAGCUUUUGGAUCACAAGAAGGCAUUGACCGAGACCGCGCCAGAAAUCGACCAGGCAUUAAACGACUAUUUGUCUGGUAUGGAGAAAGGUAUCGUAGGACCACUCCAACAGCCUAUCAUUGGACCAGUGGGAACCAGGCGGCAGGGAAUGUUCUCUGGAACUGAGGGUAUCUCUGCAGGAAUGCUAGCCGCAGUUUAUACGGAAGACAGAGCAUCUCGUCCAUGGGUGGGAGAAGUAAAGACUGCUGACGGAGACAAAGUGGAGAUCCAUUGGUAUGUGGGGACUUACCACGGUUCCUGGAAACCCAUGAUUGGAGACACGAGUGACAUCCCAGAUCUGGAGGACUUCAAGAUCCUUGUUGCCCCUGAUUGGGAGAGGGCGAGGCUGGAAGAAGUGAAGAAGUACAUCAGUCACUACUUCCCAAGAAUGCCCCAGGAGAAGGUCGAUGCAUGGAAAGAAUUCUCUCCGGGGGAAUGUCAACAGAGAGCUACCUCAUACCUGGGUCAGCUUUUGGAUCACAAGAAGGCAUUGGCUGAGACCGCGCCAGAAAUCGACCAGGCAUUAAACGACUAUUUGUCUGGUAUGGAGAAAGGUAUCGUAGGACCACUCCAACAGGUGAGAAUAUUUCCGAUGCUAUUAUGGGACGAAGAUGAUGGAUUUUGCAUUAUUUUUUAAUGUUAUUGACACCGCGAGAAAGAUGAAUAAUUUUCCUUGUCUCGAUGUGAAUGGUUACACAAUCCUAAAUGAUAUUGCGGGCAC
This is a messenger RNA of Darwinula stevensoni, 3939 nucleotides long. NCBI's taxonomy places the organism in Eukaryota, Metazoa, Arthropoda, Ostracoda, Podocopida, Darwinulidae. The record is from the annotation of a GenBank genome assembly.